This is a messenger RNA of Colletotrichum abscissum, 525 nucleotides long. RefSeq names its product UTP-glucose-1-phosphate uridylyltransferase. The transcript has 4 exons. Bases 1 to 525 code for a protein of 174 amino acids. Lineage: Eukaryota; Fungi; Ascomycota; Sordariomycetes; Glomerellales; Glomerellaceae. The record is from RefSeq and is a predicted model, not a curated record.
AUGGCUCAAGCGAUCAAGAGCGCUCUUCCCACCCACCUCAAGUCCCCCCUCGGCGGCCAGGGCAAGAGCGAUGAGGAGUUCAGCUCCCGUCACCACGGCAAGACGAGAUCCCACAUGAGAUGUCGUACGACGCUUGGCUACUUGCUUUACCUCGACGGCCGCGGCUGGGCCAGUCCCAAACGGCACGGUACAGCAUCGUCAAUGCGUGAGACGCCAAAUACCUCCAAAGACAUUUGCUGGCUUGACAUGGCUGAAGGAGACAACCUGGGCGGUACGGUGUGCGCUGUUCUCUCCCCGGCAACAAGCUCUACGAUGCCUGUCAGGGGUAGCAGCAAGCUGGCCACAUUGGCUUUCGAGAACACUUCCACCAGCGUUGCUGCUGCCCAGAUGCGCAAUGCCCUCACCCAGCUUUCUGAGACCGUCACCGACCCCGAGCAGAAGAAGCUGUUCGAGACGGAGAUGGACAACUUCUUCGCCCUCUUCCGUCGCUACCUGAACGACAAGGCCAAGGGCAACGCCGUGUAA